Messenger RNA from Chlorocebus sabaeus (green monkey), 645 nucleotides. The record is from RefSeq and is a predicted model, not a curated record. NCBI's taxonomy places the organism in Eukaryota, Metazoa, Chordata, Mammalia, Primates, Cercopithecidae.
AUGGAGACUGACGCCCUCUGGGUCAUCAGUGCUCUGGAAUCGGGCUGCUCAUGGAUCCUAGGCGCUUCCGGAAGACGAGCCAACGCUCCCCGAGCCAGUCCGCAAGCGAGUGGGCCUGGGCCUCGGAGGAUCCGGGGUAGGGGUGGCGCGGCGUCCAGGCCCUGGGCGCCGAGAGGUGGCGGGUCCGGCUGCCCACGCCGAGACGCGCGAGGUGAGCCGGGCGCCGGGGCGGGGCGGGGCGGGGCGGGGCGGGGUGGGGCGGGGCCGCCGCAUCCCCGUGACGCGCGGGCCAACCAGGCGGCGUUGCGGCCCCGGACCCGGCUCCUUGCGCCGCCGCCGCCGCCUCCGCAGCCAAAGCCAGCAGCCGGGCCGGAUUACCCACCGUCCAGUGCACGCCGCCGCCCGCGCCAGCAGCCGGGCCGCAUCACCCGCCGCCCGGUGCCCGCCGCCGCCCUCGCCGCCCGCAUGGCGCUCCGGGGCUUCUGCAGCGCAGAUGGCUCCGACCCGCUCUGGGACUGGAAUGUCACGUGGUAUACCAGCAACCCUGACUUCACCAAGUGCUUUCAGAACACGGUCCUCGUGUGGGUGCCUUGUUUUUACCUCUGGGCCUGUUUCCCCUUCUACUUCCUCUAUCUCCCGACAUGA